AUGGCCAACGCUACCGUCGCAGCGAACGAUGCGACAGCUCCCUGGAAGAAGAAUUUGUCAGCCACUCUCUGCUGUCCGGAAUGCAAGGAAGUUCCUCCAAAUCUCGAGUUCCCCGACUCGCACGAGACGGUCUGUGGGUCCUGCGGCUUAGUUCUCGCUGAUCGUGAGAUUGACAUGCACUCGGAAUGGCGUACUUUCUCGAACGAUGACCAGAACAACGAUGACCCGUCCCGUGUCGGUGAUGCCAUGAACCCACUUCUUAACGGUGAUCAGUUGGAAACCUCUAUCGCCAGUGGUGCCUCUGGUCGUGCUCGAGACCUCUACCGUGCUCAGAACAAACAAUCCAGCGAAAAGGCAAACAAGGCCCUCCUGGCUGCCUACAAGGAAAUCGGUGCCAUGUGUGAUGGUUUUAACAUUCCCAAGAAUGUGGCGGACACCGCCAAAUACCUCUUCAAGGUUGUGGACGAUGCUAAGGCUUUCAAGGGCAAGUCCCAAGAUGUGAUUAUCGCCGGUUGCAUUUUUAUCGCUUGCCGCCAGUGCAAGGUCCCACGAACCUUCACUGAAAUCUUCGCUGUGACCAAGGUCUCGAGGAAGGAGAUCGGCCGCAUCUACAAGGCCUUGGAGAAGUUCUUUACCGCACAGAACAUCGAGCGAAACAACGCAGUUGUGUCCAGCGGUGGUACAGUUGAUCCCAAUAAUAACUACACUGCAACUACCUCCACGAAGCCCAGCGACCUCUGCAAUCGUUUCUGCAACUUGCUUGGCCUGCCAUUCCAGGUCACCAGUGUUUCUUCCGCACUUUCUGACCGCGUUACGACCAUGGGAGACCUUGCUGGUCGCUCUCCUCUCUCUAUUGUCGCUGCAUGCAUCUACAUGGCUUCAUACUUGAUGGGUGAUGGCAAAUCGGCCAAAGAGAUCUCGCAGGUAGCUCACGUUAGCGAUGGAACCAUCCGUGGUGCCUACAAACAACUUUAUGCUGAGCGUGAACGUUUGAUUGACCCUGAAUGGGUCAAGGAGGGAAAGGGCGACUUGUCCCGGCUCCCUGCUAGCUAA
Molecule: messenger RNA, 1053 nt
Organism: Penicillium cosmopolitanum
Lineage: Eukaryota; Fungi; Ascomycota; Eurotiomycetes; Eurotiales; Aspergillaceae
Product: transcription factor SUA7
Exons: 1
Coding region: 1-1053 (350 amino acids)
Biological process (GO): transcription initiation at RNA polymerase II promoter; transcription preinitiation complex assembly
Cellular component (GO): transcription preinitiation complex; nucleus
Molecular function (GO): TBP-class protein binding; RNA polymerase II general transcription initiation factor activity
Source: RefSeq, a predicted model, not a curated record